GUGAUGAUGAACUGAGACUGGCAAAUGGACCUGGCCCCUGUGCUGGGAGAGUGGAAGUAAAACACGAGGAGCAGUGGGGGACUGUGUGUGAUGGUGACUGGAAGAUAGAAGAUGCUGAGGUUGUUUGUAAGCAACUAGGAUGUGGAUCUGCUGUUCAGGCCCUUAAUCGAGCUCCUUUUGGAGAAGGAUCUGGACCAACAUGGCUGUAUCGACUUGAUUGUCGUGGUGACGAAUCUGCUCUCUGGAAUUGUUCACAUCCAGGAUGGGGUGUAUUUACCUGCCCUCAUUAUUUUGAUACUGGAGUGAUCUGCUCAGGCUAUGGUGGGUACAGGCUGGCACAUGGCCCUACCACAUGUUCAGGGAGAGUAGAGCUUCUUCAUGGAGGCAUGUGGGGAAGCCUUUGUGACUACCUGUGGGAUUUUGCAGCUGCCAAUGCCCUCUGCCAGCAACUGGACUGUGGAGUUGCCCUAUUGAUCCCAAGUGGACAGGCCUUUGGAAAAGGAAAUGGGUCAUUCUGGAAUGGCACAUUCGGCUGUGAAAAGAAUGGCUCACACCUGAGAGACUGUCGUGUCAGUGUGCUGGGUCACACUGACUGCCCUGCUGGAAAGGACGCUCAUGUGGUAUGUUCAGGGUGCCCAGGGACCAGGUUGGUGAAUGGCACUGUGUGCUCUGGCACAGUGGAGAUCCGCCAUGGAGACAAAUGGGGAAGACUCUGCAGCUCCCACUGGAAUCUGCAAGCUGCCAGUGUCCUCUGUAAUCAGCUGAACUGUGGCUAUGCAAAGUCCAUUCAAACAGGAGACCUUUUUGUGGAUGGGAACGGACAUGUAUGGAGAGAUGCUUUUCACUGUGAAGGGACUGAGUCCUGCCUGUGGGAUUGUGCUCAUGUGACUUUGGGCAAUCCUUCCUGUUCAGCCAGAGAAGCAGCCACUGUUGUUUGCUCAGGCCUUGCUGAAUCACUCCGACUGUCAGGUGGAGAGAGCCGCUGUGAUGGACGAGUUGAGAUCUCCCUCCACGGUAUGUGGGGCAGAGUCCUGGAUGAUGACUGGGACAUUAAGGAUGCUCAUGUGGUGUGCAGACAGCUCCAGUGUGGAACUGCCAAAAAAGCCUAUUACCCUCCAAGGUCUGAACGAGGGAUGGGUCUGGUUGGGUUAAGAAGUGUCCAGUGUGCUGGAAAUGAGACUCAGCUGAUGCUCUGCAAGACCUCCCAUUCUGAGACAGUGCCAGUAGGAGUUGCUGAGGAUGUUGGUGUGAUUUGCUCAGGUAGCAGGCUGAUCAGGCUGGUGAAUGGGACAAAGCACUGCGCUGGGAGAGUGGAGCUUUAUAAUGAUGGCAUCUGGGGAACCGUCUGUGAUGAUAACUGGGAUCUAUCAGAUGCCAACGUUGUUUGCAAACAGCUGGGAUGUGGACAUGCCAUCAACGCUUUUGCCUCUGCUCAUUAUGGGGAAGGCUCAGGACAAAUCUGGCUGGAUGACGUGAACUGCACUGGGGCUGAAUCUGAUCUCUGGGCAUGUCCCUCCAGAGGAUGGGGCCAGCACAACUGCCGACACAAAGAGGACGCUGGAGUCCUCUGCUCAGAAUUCCUGGCUCUGAGGCUAGUGAAUGGCAAUGACUGUGCUGGGCGGCUAGAAGUUUUCUACAAUGGGACAUGGGGGAGCAUUUGCUCCAAUCGGAUGUCUCAACUCACUGCAGUAACAGUAUGCAGACACCUGAACUGUGGAGAUGGUGGAGAAAUCGCAAGAGACUUCAAAUAUGGCAGAGGUUCUGGGCCCACAUGGCUGGACCACAUUGAGUGCACUGAGCAACAUAGCUCUCUCUGGCAAUGUCAGUCAGACCCCUGGGAUCCUCAGUCAUGUGAUAAUCGAGCAGAAGAGACCCAUAUUUCUUGCACUGACAAGGAGAAGUUACGUGUCACAGGAGGAGAGGAUGGAUGCUCAGGCAGAGUGGAGAUUUGGCACCAGGGUUCCUGGGGAACAGUCUGUGAUGAUUCCUGGGACAUGUCAGAUGCUAAUGUUGUAUGCAGACAGCUGGGUUGUGGAUCUGCUGUGUCUGCUCUGAGUGAAGCUACUUUUGGGGAAGGCACUGGUCCAAUCUGGUUGGAAAAGGUGCAUUGUAAAGGAACAGAGCUGUCUCUUUGGGACUGUCCUGCCCAGCUCUUAUCUGACAAGAACUGUAAUCAUAAAGAAGAUGCUGCUGUGGAUUGUUCGGAUCCUCCUCGUCGCCCUGCAGCAGAGAGUGGGAGAAUCACGACACCCAUCAUCCUCUGCAUUAUCCUGGGGGCCCUUCUCUGCCUGGUCCUUGCCAUUCUUGGUGGACAGUUCCAAAGUGCCAGAGCACAGCAGAGAGGCUCCAGACAAUCCUAUGACCCCUUCGCUGAGGCCGUCUAUGAAGAGAUUGAUUACAGCCUGAUGAGGGAGAAGCAGCAGGUGACUGGCCUCUCAGAUUCCUAUCCAGAGGGUUUGCCAACAAAGGCACAUUUGUACACUGAGGACAGCGAUGAAGAAAACAGUCCUGGAAUAACACAAGAGGGCCCUUCGCUGCCUGGAAAUACCCUGGAAGAUAAUUAUGAUGAUGUGACAGAAGCUCCUGGACCAACAGAGGAUCCUCUUUCCGAGCAGAAUGAACAGGAAAUCAUUGUGGUCCCUGAAGAAAGUGAAGGAAGCCGGGAUUCAGAGACUGAAUGUCAUCCAGAAUGGAAUCCUAAUGCACCAGGAAACAGGACCUCUGAGGCUGAGAGAGAGAAUUCAUCCCCUCCUCUUGAAGAUAUAGCUUAUGAUGACAUUGAAGAGCUGGGAUACUGA
Struthio camelus australis is the source of this 2798-nucleotide messenger RNA. Lineage: Eukaryota; Metazoa; Chordata; Aves; Struthioniformes; Struthionidae. The record is from RefSeq and is a predicted model, not a curated record.